This is a messenger RNA of Meira miltonrushii, 1404 nucleotides long. Its product is annotated as nicotinate phosphoribosyltransferase. The transcript has 2 exons. Gene Ontology annotation, molecular function: nicotinate phosphoribosyltransferase activity. NCBI's taxonomy places the organism in Eukaryota, Fungi, Basidiomycota, Exobasidiomycetes, Exobasidiales, Brachybasidiaceae. Gene Ontology annotation, biological process: NAD+ biosynthetic process. The record is from RefSeq and is a predicted model, not a curated record. The coding region runs from base 1 to 1404 and encodes 467 amino acids.
AUGGCGAAUAUACGACAAAAUGGUUCGACAAGCGAACCAGAAUGGCCUGUUAGAAGCAUUUUGGAUACCGACUUAUACAAGCUAACAAUGCAACAAGCCGUAAUGGCACAUUUCCCUGAUGCUCAAGUUCAUUAUCGAUUCACAAAUCGUUCUACCAAUAUGCGAUUCACACGAAAGAGUGUUGAUAAGAUUCGUGAUUUUAUCAAUAGGCUUUCUCAGCUUACUCUUACCCAAGAGGAAGAAGAUUGGCUAAAGAAGACUUGUCCAUAUCUCAAACCUGAUUACUUGAACCAUUUGCGUUCCUAUCGCUUCAAACCACAGGAGCAAGUAAAAGUGGAAUUCGUGAAUGGAUCAUCUGAACCUCUCGGUCAAAUUCAUAUCGACGUACAAGGAAGUUGGGCAGACGCAAUCUUAUACGAAGUUCCAGUAAUGUCCAUCGUAAGCGAAGUCUAUUUCACCGACAUUGACACAAAAUGGACUUUGCGUGGACAAAGAGCACAGGCAAGAAGCAAAGGUCACACAAUGGUAUCCUCAGGAAUACGCUAUUCGGAAUUUGGAACGCGAAGGAGAAGAUCUUACGAAACGCAUAAGCUUGUAAUCGAAGGCUUAUUGCAAGGUGAAAAGGAUGCCUUUGAUUCUGUACCGACAUGCUCUGGUAAAUUGGUAGGAACGUCAAAUGUACACUUUGCACGUUUGUUCGGUCUAGCACCAAUCGGAACGAUGGCACAUGAAUGGACGAUGGGUAUCGCAGCUAUAGGAGGAUACGAUCAUGCAAAUUUGCGUGCUUUGCAACUUUGGGAUGCAGUUUAUUCACCUCCAAAUUUCGUACCCAAUUCACCCGGUCACGAUCUCACAAUCGCAUUAACAGAUACUUUCUCAACAAGAGUGUUUUGGGAAGAUCUCUUAUCGUCAGAUGAAGGCAGACAAAUUGCUAAAAGAUGGCGAGGCAUUCGUCAAGAUAGCGGAGAUAGCAAAGCAUUCGCAAGAAAGGCAAAGGAAGAAUAUGAUCUUUUGGGUGUUGAUGCUACAACGAAAGCGAUCAUCUAUUCUGACGGUCUGGAUAUUUCACGCUGUCUUGACUUGGCAUCGUACUCAAAGCAAGUCGGUAUCGGUGCUUCGUUUGGAGUUGGAACACAUUUGACAAACGAUUUUCGAAGAGAUGAAGACCCUCGUGAUCCUCACGAUGCAGACCCGGAUGAUGAUCAAUGGAUUCGCAAUCAUGAAAAUUCUGUGAAAUCUAAGCCACUCAAUAUUGUCAUCAAACUACACAGUAUCAACGGUCGUAAUGCAGUCAAAAUUUCUGAUGACUUGACAAAAAACACAGGUGAUGCAGAAGAAGUACGCUUAUGCAAAAGACGCUUUGGCAUAGAGGUGGGAUUGGAAGAUAAUGUAGAAGACGCAUAG